Messenger RNA from Talpa occidentalis (Iberian mole), 9535 nucleotides. It is a transcript of the gene ZFYVE26, whose product is annotated as zinc finger FYVE-type containing 26. Gene Ontology annotation, cellular component: centrosome; lysosomal membrane; midbody. The record is from RefSeq and is a predicted model, not a curated record. Gene Ontology annotation, molecular function: metal ion binding; phosphatidylinositol-3-phosphate binding. Gene Ontology annotation, biological process: regulation of cytokinesis; double-strand break repair via homologous recombination; mitotic cytokinesis. The transcript is spliced from 42 exons. The coding region runs from base 136 to 7761 and encodes 2541 amino acids. NCBI's taxonomy places the organism in Eukaryota, Metazoa, Chordata, Mammalia, Eulipotyphla, Talpidae.
GGCUGAAACAUGGCUGCGCUGGGAGCUCUGUUGCUUUGGGCGCCGGGAGCAGGAGGUACUCCACAAAUGAGAAAACUGAGAAUGUGUUCUGCGUAAUUCAUCUCUUUUUAUCACCCUGCACUGUGUGCUGGGAAAAUGCAUCAUCCAUUUGGAAGAGAGGAAACUGCUUCAGAGAAGCAUCUGUUUGGAUUUUUCUGUGAGUGCCUUCAGAGAGGAGAAUGGGAGCUGGCACAGGCAUGUGUUCCUCAGCUACAGGAGGCAAAGGGGGAUAUCCCAGAGAAAGUGGAAGAAAUACUGCAGGCGCUGGUGGUGUGUCCAAAUCAACUGAGAUGUGGACAGGACAUUAACCCUCAAAGAAUAGCCUGGGUAUGGCUUCUUGUACUGGAAAAAUGGUUGGCACAGGGAAAGAAGUCCCUCCCAGCUGUUUUCCGGAAAAGACUUGAGUUUCUUUUAUUGUCAGAAGAUCUACACGGUGAUAUUCCAGAGGACAUCCUCAAGGAGCUAUAUGAGGUCUUAGCACAAGACAUGGUAAGCCCUCUGGUAGAUGGAAAUCGCAAGCGGGAGAGCUGGACCCCUCAGCUCAGCUCAGAAGCCAUCUCUGCGCUCUGGGAUCUUCUGAGACAGUCUCCCCAGCCAGCACAUGCCCUGCUGGAACUCCUGCUUCGGGGAUAUGAAGAUACUGGCCUGUGUGGCUGGCCUCUGCAGAAGGCACUGGUGGACCUUACUCGAAAGGCCCUGAGAGCUUUGCAGGGCCCUGCACCUGGGCCCCCUGGUGCAGUGGAUGCCAUAUAUGGAGCCCUGCGGACUUUGCAUUGCCCUGCUGAGCCUGUCGGGCUUGAGCUGCGCCUACUGUGUGAGGAACUACUGGAGGCCUGCAGUGCUGAGGGGAGUCCCCUGCAAGAGGAGCGCCUACUGGGCUGCCUGCUACACCGGGCUGGUGGGGGCCUGCUCUCCCUAUAUGGCCACACCUAUGCAGAAAAGACCACUGAAAAGUCACCGAAGGAUCCUCCCACAGGAAAUGUCUCACCGGAUCAUCUUGAUCCUGAACGGGCAAUGCUAACCCUGUUCUCUAAUCCUGACCCAGCCCAGGCUUGGAAAUCGGCCUAUUUCUACUGCCUGGGCAACAACAAGCACUUCCUUGAGCAGAUCCUAGUAACAGCUCUAACACUGUUGAAAGAGGAAGACUUCCCAAGUCUUGGCCGUCUGCUCGACAGAGAAUUCAAGCCUCUCAGGCGCCUUCUUGUGCUCCUGGGCUGGACACACUGCCAGAGCCUAGAUUCAGCCAAGAGGCUGCUCCAGACACUCCACAGGACACAGGACCCAGGCUGCGAUAAGCUCCUCAGGGAUGCCUGUGAUGGGUUGUUGGCACACCUGGAGGUCCUGGAGUGGUGUGUCCAACAGAACAGCAACCCCAUACCAAAGAGAGAUCUUUUGUGUCACUUACAUGGUGGAGACAGCCACUCAGUGCUCUACUCUCUCCAUCACCUUACAAACCUUCCAGCACUCAGGGAGGAAGAUGUCCUCAAGCUCUUACAAAAGGUGCCAGCCAAGGACACACAGCAAGAGAAUGAUUCAGCUGAUGGCCUGGUCCCUGAGCACCUGAGCCAUUGUCAAAACCUGACACUCUACCAGAGCUUCUGUGCCAUCAAGUACGCCAUCUAUGCCCUCUGUGUGAACUUACACCAGCACUCCCAGUGCCAGGAAUGCAAAGACAGUCCCUCCCAGGACAUGACCACAGCUGCGGAGCCAGCAAGUGACUCUCUUCCCUCUCCAGGUGCUUCAAAUCUCUUCGCAACAUACCUGGCCAGGUGUCAACAGUAUCUACACAGUGUUCCUGACUCUCUAUGCCUGGAACUUCUAGAAAAUAUCUUUUCAUUACUUCUUAUCACCUCUGCUGAUCUUCACCCAGAGCCUCACCUGCCUGAGGACUAUGCUGAGGAUGAUUAUGUUGAAGGGAAGAGCCCCUUAGGUUGGAGGUCCCCGUCAGCGAGCCCUCAGCACACAGCACAACCUGAAAGGAAGUCAGAACGAGGUUCCCUAGGAGUCCCCAGGAACCUUGCUUACACAGUUCCAAGCUGUCUGAAAACAGAGCCAAAAGACUCUCACCCUGGAACUCACGGGGACAGCUUUUUGGACCUACAGCAUUUCACUAGUGGGUUCAGUGGGUUCCUGGCUGAUGAAUUUGCAGUGGGAGCCUUCCUUGGGAUGCUCCAGGAACAGCUGGAGGAGAUCAGCAGCCACACUCCCCCUGAGGCACCCAAACCCUUAGAAGGCCAGAGCUGCUCAGGAAACAGGGAUGGGCUACAAAUCCGCCUACACCAGUUUGCCAAAGUUCUCUCUGAAACCCAGUGGAGAUACAAGGUGGUAACAACCAACCGGAGUUCAGAAGAGCAGCCUUCCCGAAGAUACCGGCCCAUUGCAACGCGGCACUCCAGUCUCCGGCGGGGUCGUCGGACAAGAAAGAGUCGGGCAGAUGGCCGAGACAGAGGUUCCAACCCAUCCCUGGAAAGUACGAGUAGUGAGCUGAGCACAAGCACUUCAGAGGGAAGUCUGAGCACUACGUCAGGGAGGAAUGAGCUGGACAGCCAAACCCAGCCCCAAAGCUCAUUCAUCCCCAUGAUGUUCUCCCCACCUGAGUCACUGCUGGCAUCGUGUAUCCUCCGGGGAAACUUCACAGAAGCCCAUCAGGUGGUGUUCACGUUCAACCUGAAGUCGUCACCCAGCUCAGGGGAGCUGAUGUUCAUGGAGCGCUACCAGGAAGUGAUCCAGGAACUGGCCCGUGUGGAGCACAAGAUUGAAAAUCAGAGCUCAGAGGGGGGCAGCAGCACCAUCCGCAGAACAGGCAGUGGCCGCUCAACUCUACAGGCCAUUGGCAGUGCUGCAGCAGCAGGGAUGGUAUUUUACUCCAUCUCUGAUGUGACUGACAAGCUGCUUAGCACCUCUGGAGACCCCAUCCCCACACUCCAGGAGGACUUCUGGAUAAACGGUACCCUGGUGGAGUCCACUGCUCCCCUGAGAGAGGUUCUGGAAGACCUCAGUCCCCCCGCCAUGGCUGCAUUUGACCUAGCUUGCUGUCAGUGCCAGCUCUGGAAAACCUGCAAGCAGCUCCUGGAGACGGCCGAACGGCGUCUGAACAACAGCCUUGAGAGCCGGGGUCAACGGCUAGACCAUCUUCUUGUCAAAUCUGAUGGCAUUCGAGGUUUCCCAGUUGUUCUUCAGCAAAUCACUAAGAUUCUCAAUUAUCCACUUACAUCAGUCGGGCAAACUAAAUCAGAGGGUGUAGAAGAAAAAGGAGGGUGUCCUCCACGCUGCAGCAUUGCUGAGCUUCUUCAGAUGUGCUGGCCCAGCCUAACUGAAGAUUGUGUUACCAGCCAAACGACCCUCUCUCAGCAGCUUGAUCAGGUCCUGCAGUCACUGAGAGAGGCGCUAGAGUGGCAAGAACCCCGGAGUACUCCACUCUCCUCCCUGGUAGAGCAAGUGGCCCAGAAAGCUCCAGAAGCAGAGACCCACCCAGUAUAUGUCCAGACUCAGCUCCUCCAAAAGAACCUGGGCAGAGAGACUACAUGGGCAGUAGGCAGCGGGCAGACGGACUACAUGGGCACCUUCUUCAGUUACUGCAGCACCCUGGCUGCUGUUCUCCUCCGCAGUUUGAGCUCGGAGCAUGAUCACGCAAAGGUCAAGGUAGGAAAUCCCUUUGUUCUUCUGCAACAGAGUCCUUCCCAACUGGUGUCUCACCUCCUGCUUGAGAGACAAGUCCCCCCAGACAGGGUGGCAGCCCUUCUGACCCAAGAGGGGCUGAGUCUAAGUGUGCCACAGGUCAUCGUCAACUGCUGCUGUGCGCCCCUGGCCCUCUGCUCUUCCCAGCAAAACCAGCAGACAUCAUCCCUUCUGACCCACCUGGGCACCCUGGCCCAGCGGCACACCUCCCACUGCCUGGAGGACCUCCCUCUUUCUACACCGACCUCGCCAAAUCCAACUGAGAAUCCCACAUUGGAGAAAAAGCCUCUCUCUUCCUCAAGGGAUUCAUCACCCCCAGCCCUCACCUCCUCUGCCCUGUCCUUUCUUAAGUCCUGCUCGAAGCUUCUGGCUACAGUAGCCUGUCUGAGGGCUUCCCGAGGAGCGAAGGUCACCAAGCCCAGCUUGUCAUGGAAAGAACUUCGUGGCCACAGGGAGGUAACUCUGAAUGCAGAGCAGAUAGCCCAGGAGUGUGAGCACCUUCUGGAACAGUUCCCCAGGCUUGAGGCCGCUCUCCUUGCUGCCUGGGAACCCCUACGAGGGCCCUCUGAGCAAGGACAAAGUCUGGCACGGAGUCUCUGUGGCCGGUCCUGUCUCUCUACUGUCCUUCUGGGCCUGCAUUCUCCCAAUGCCCUGGAUGUGCUCACCGAGGCCUUCGAGGAAGCCCUAGUGGCCAAAGAUUGGCCCCGGGCCCUUCAGCUCACUGAAGUGUAUGGACGAGACGUGGAUGACUUGAGCAACGUAAAGGAUGCCAUCCUGAGCUGCGCUGCAGCAUGUGAUAAAGAAGGUUGGCAAUACCUCUUUCCUGUGAAGGAUGCAUCUUUGAGAAGUAGGUUGACCCUACAGUUUGUGGACAGGUGGCCCCUGGAGUCGUGCCUGGAGAUCCUGGCCUACUGCAUCUCAGACACAGCUGUGCAAGAUGGACUGAAGUGUGAGCUACAGAGAAAGCUGGCAGAGCUGCGGGUAUAUCAGAAGAUUCUAGGUUUGCAGGCAAGCCCAGUGUGGUGUAACUGGCAGACACUGAGGAAAUGUUCUGUUGAGGACCCAUCAACUGUCAUGAACAUGAUUCUAGAAGCAAAGGAGUAUGGGCUAUGUGAGGAAUGGGGCUGCCUGUACCCCAUUCCAAGAGAACAUCUAAUCAACCUACAUCAAAGGCAUCUUCUCUACCUUCUAGAAACAGGAGAUCAUGAAAAGGCACUGCAACUCCUGCGAAGAAUUCCAGACCCUACCAUGUGCCUUGAGGUGACAGAGCAGUCCCUUGACCAACACCCUACCUUGGCCACAUCUCAUUUCUUGGCCAACUACCUCACCACCCACUUCUAUGGGGAACUGAGUGCCGUCCGGCACCGUGAAAUCCAGGCAUUGUACAUGGGAUCCAAGGUUCUGCUGACACUGCCUGAGCAGCACCGGGCCAGCUAUUCCCACCUGUCCACUAACCCCCUGCUCAUGUUGGAACAGUUGCUCAUGAACAUGAAAGUGGAUUGGGCCACUGUGGCUGUGCAGACCCUGCACCAGCUGCUGGCCGGCCAGGAGAUUGGCUUCACCAUGGACGAAGUCGACUUGCUGCUUUCCAGAUAUGCAGGGAAAGCCUUGGACUUCCCGUACCCUCUGAGGGAGAAACGAUCAGAUUCUGUGAGUCACCUCCAGGAAAUAGUCAGUCAGGCUUCAGACCUCGAAACCCUGUCGAGAUCACCAUCAACAGAGUUUGCUUCUGCUGCUGCUCCUGGUGUCUCCAUUGUGCAUUCCCCCAUUUUGAGGGAGAGGAGCUUCUUGCCAAGCCAGCCCUCACUGGAGUUUGUACCCCCUGCAACACCUCCUGCCAGGCAUCAGUGGGUACCAGAUGAGACGGAGAGCAUCUGCAUGGUCUGCUGCAGGGAGCACUUUACCAUGUUUAAUAGGCGUCAUCAUUGUCGCCGCUGUGGCCGGCUAGUGUGCAAUUCCUGCUCCACUAAGAAAAUGGCGGUGGAAGGCUGCAGAGAGAACCCUGCCCGCGUGUGCGACCAAUGCUAUAAUUACUACAACAAAGAUGUGUCAGAUGAGAGUCCGGGACAAGCAGAAGCCCCAGACAGCUCCAAGAGUGAGAGCCCUCCCUACUCAGCGGUGGUGAGAGUCCCCAAAGCGGCUGAGGUCGAGUGGAUUUUGGACCUGAACGAGGAGGAAAAUGAGCUGGUGCGGAGUGAAUUCUACUAUGAGCAGGCCCCCAGUGCCUCCUUGUGCAUCGCCAUCCUGAAUCUGCACCGGGACAGCACUGCCUGUGGCCACCAGCUGAUCGAGCACUGCUGCAGGCUGUCCCAGGGCCUCACCAACCCGGAGGUGGAUGCAGGGCUUCUCACAGAUAUCAUGAAGCAGCUGCUCUUCAGUGCCAAGAUGAUGUUUGUCAAAACUGGCCGGAGCCAGGAUCUGGCUCUUUGUGACAGCUAUAUCAGCAAAGUAGAUGUGCUGAUUAUUUUGGUUGCUGCUGCCUAUCGCCACGUGCCAUCUCUGGAUCAGAUCUUGCAGCCAGCUGCAGUAACCCGGCUGAGGAACCAGCUUCUAGAAGCAGAGUACUACCAACUGGGCGUUGAGGUCUCCACAAAGACUGGGCUUGACACGACUGGUGCAUGGCACGCUUGGGGCAUGGCCUGCCUCAAAGCUGGAAACCUCUCUGCUGCCCGGGAGAAGUUCAGUCGCUGCCUGAAACCCCCUUUUGACCUCAAUCAACUGAAUCAUGGCUCAAGACUGGUACAGGAUGUGGUUGAAUACCUGGAGUCUACAGUGAGGCCACUCCUAUCCUUGCAAGAUGAUGAUUACGUUGCCACCUUGAAAGAACUGGAAGCUACCCUUCGGACACAGAGCCUCUCCCUGGAGGUGAUACCUGAAGGGAAGAUCAUGAACAACACCUACUACCAGGAGUGCCUCUUCUACCUGCAUAACUAUAGCACCAACCUGGCCAUCAUCAGCUUCUAUGUGAGGCACAGCUGCCUGAGGGAAGCUCUACUGCAUCUCCUCAACAAGGAGAGUCCUCCAGAAGUCUUCAUAGAAGGCAUCUUCCAGCCAAGCUAUAAAAGUGGGAAGCUACACAUUUUGGAAAACUUGCUAGAAUCCAUUGAUCCAACCUUAGAGACCUGGGGAAAGUACCUGAUUGCUGCCUGCCAACAUUUACAGAAGAAGAACUACUAUCAUAUUCUGUAUGAGCUGCAGCAGUUCAUGAAGGACCAGGUCCGGGCUGCCAUGACCUGUAUCCGCUUCUUCAGUCACAAAGCAAAAACAUAUACAGAACUGGGAGAAAAGCUCUCGUGGCUACUUAAGGCCAAGGACCACUUGAAGAUCUACCUCCAGGAAAACUCCCGCAGCUCAAGAAAGAAGAAAACCACUUUCUUCCGAAAGAAGAUGACUGCAGCUGAUGUAUCGAGGCAUAUGAACACGCUCCAGCUGCAGAUGGAAGUCACCAGGUUCCUACAUCGUUGUGAAAGCGCUGGUACCUCGCAGAUCACCAGCUUGCCUCUACCAACACUGUUUGGAAAUAACCCCAUGAAAAUGGAUGUUGCCUGCAAGGUCAUGCUAGGAGGGAAAAAUGUAGAAGAUGGUUUUGGAAUUGCAUUCCGGGUCCUGCAGGAUUUCCAGCUGGACGCUGCUGCCACCUACUGCAGAGCUGCCCGGCAGCUGGUGGAGAGUGAGAAAUACAGUGAGAUACGACAGCUGCUCAAGUGCGUCAGUGAGUCAGGCAUGGCUGCCAAAAGCGAUGGGGACACCAUCCUUCUCAACUGCUUGGAAGCAUUCAAAAGAAUUCCACCCCAGGAGCUGGAGGGGCUGAUCCAGGCAAUACACAAUGAUGACAACAAGGUUCAGGCCUACCUGACAUGUUGCAAACUGCGUUCUGCUUACUUGAUUGCCGUGAAGCAAGAACACUCACGAGCCACAGCCCUCGUCCAGCAAGUGCAGCAGGCGGCCAAGAGCAGCGGGGACGCAGUAGUGCAAGACAUCUGCACCCAGUGGCUUCUGACAAGCCGCACCCGAGGAGCCCACAGCUCGGGCUCCAAGAAGUGACCCUGGGCCACAGGGAUGAACACUGUGGAAGAGGACUGCUGGAGAUGUUCUGCACUCUUUCCUCCUGGACCACGGGAGUUCCCUGGUGCUGCCCCAGGUCAGAAAGAGCUGGAUUGGCCCCUACUUGCCGUCUUGGGCAAGAACAGGAGCUUUCACGCAAGUGCCAUGUUUCUGUAAGAUUGUGGGUUCUGUGUGUGUUUGUCUAGAGAUGGCCAGUUCUUUCUACCUCAGAGUGAGUGAGUGAGUGUGUGUUUAAACUCCUGUGUACUCAUGUUUACGCCCAAGCAUUUCUGAACAAACAAACUCUCCCUCACUAACAAAAGGCACUUUACUUUAGACUUCUGCCCUUCUAAAAGCCUUUCCUGCCUUUUGGUUCUCAACCUGGGUCAUCCUGUUUGUACACAGACUCCUCCAUGUGGAGACACUCUGGUAGCGCCUCAUAGGUAGAAGGGUUUUACAGAGAAUUAUAAAGCAGCUCCAAAAGGAUUGUUCCUCUCUCUAAAAUUCAUUGUUGGCUUUGGGGAAAGUGCUACCUAUGGAAUAAAACUGUUCCAGUGUCUCCUCACAAGCACAAGGAGUUACUGUGAGUCUUUGAAAAGUGGUCUGAAUAAAAGGGUCCCUAUGUGCUGAUGUCUGAAAGCUGUGGGUGCAUGUGCAAGUGCUCGGGUCUGGAGCCCCACACAUGGGCAGGAGGGGCCCCAUCACAUUCACCCAGCAGGGAGAGGAAGGUGAACCGCUCCAAACAGGAACAUGGGGAAGUUGCUAACAAGAGCAGAGCUGGCUUUUGUGAACAUCCCAGCUGCAAAGUGAGAGGAUGUGGCUCCCCCUUUUUGAGAGGCUGGGGAGAAGAACGGUUGCCAGGAUCCAAGGAUUGAUGGCUCAGCUUUGUCCUGUUUGUGCGCCUUCAAUUGGAUAGGAAAACACUUCCUCUUCCCUCCUGCUUCUCUUCAGGAACGAGGAAUGAAUGUGCAUAACCCAGGUCACUGAAAGCAGUGAACUUGUCCCAUCACAGGGAGUCAAGGGUUGAGCCUGUGGACAAGGCUCAAGACAAGGGAACAGUGAGUGGGAAAUAGGCCAGGUGCUCCUUUGAUAUGCACCGGUGUGUCUUCCCACACAAGAUGCAACUGUUUUUGCGGUGUCUGUCAUUCUUUGUGACUUGGAUUUGUAAAUGAGAGGCCUGAGAAAAGCUCUGCAGCUCCCCACCUCCCACUAACCCAAGCUCAGCCUGCCCAUGUCAUAUUUGCUGCUGAGAUAGGAACCGGAAGCCCAAGUCAGUAUCUCUGGUGCUUAGAAACCUUGUGGAUUUCCCUGUAAGCCAGGUUUUUAAUAAGCAACUCGACAGGCACCUGUCAGAUUCAAAGCUUUGAUCCUGCUAGAGAGGGGAAAGACUGCGAAGAAAGUACUAGAUCCCUUUGUGGGGAAAUUUGACAAGUAACUCUUUUUUCUUUGAGUCAGAUUGCAUCCGUCUCCCGGAGGUGUCAUUCCAUGGCAUCUGCUUGCCCUUCUGAGUCUGCCCCUUUUGCACUGAACCUAAGCACUUUAUAUAAAUGGGUUGCAAGUUAUGCAGCCCUUAAUUUGGGAUGUUAAAACCAGAUUUUCCUGGCUUUUUGCGCUAACAUUGAACUAUAAAUAGGCACUGACUAGACUGACAUAAGACGAGGCUAAAGGCCUUUGAGCAUCACAUGUGUGUGGUCUCCAGCAAAAAAUUAACCAAUGUACAUGUCAAAGGGUUGAAUGUUUUACUGCAAACAGGUCACAAUAAAGUAUCUGUCAU